Molecule: messenger RNA, 363 nt
Organism: Staurois parvus
Lineage: Eukaryota; Metazoa; Chordata; Amphibia; Anura; Ranidae
Source: the annotation of a GenBank genome assembly
CAUAUUCUGAAAAUUUCGGGUCAUUUGGUAAAUCACUCCAAAAGUUAUUCCAUAUUAACCACCUGCCCCUCAGCCCAGCCAGCGCAUAUAAACGGCGGCAGGGCGGCACUCGUAGGCAAAAGCACGUUUUUAAAACGGCUGCCUUCAAAACAGGUAGGGGGCGUAUCGUUGUGCGAGGCGCGCACCCGCGCCCUACCUGUCCCUGCGGGGUCCGCCGCAGGUCACGGACGGGUUUUUACCGGGACCGUGUUUCCCGCGAUUGACGGUGAUGACGCUGAUACAGAGCAGGGCUGCAUUGUUUACACUGCAGCCCUGUUCUGUGUCAGUUCUCUGACAGCUUGUGAGAAGCUGCAGAGUUUCUCU